AUGGCUCGUGGCUUAUCGAAUUCUCUCACGUUAUCGCUCACCUUCAGUCGCUGUCUUCAUUCGAUUUUCAAAGGAAUAACGACUCCGAUUUUUGGGGAACGCUGCAGACUCGCAAGGUACACAUCCGGCAUAUCACCACUUCUACGAUUCACGAUGAGUUGCUCGACUACCUUUCCUCCUUUUUCGGGUCUCAAGACGUCGAAGAUAUUCGUUCCUUUCGUGUAUUUGGCUGAGUUGCCGCGGAUGGAGGUUGUACUUGUGAAGCCCUACCCUCACGGUGAACCUGCGCGCUACCUUCCUGAGAUAGUCCAUCUUGGUGAAGUGAGACUCAGAAGUGCAAAUCCCACGGAAUCAACCGGCUAUUCGCUUGCAAGUACCACGGAGACUAGUACCGAUGCUACUGUAUAG
Marasmius oreades (fairy-ring Marasmius) is the source of this 408-nucleotide messenger RNA. RefSeq lists its product as uncharacterized. The coding region runs from base 1 to 408 and encodes 135 amino acids. NCBI's taxonomy places the organism in Eukaryota, Fungi, Basidiomycota, Agaricomycetes, Agaricales, Marasmiaceae. The record is from RefSeq and is a predicted model, not a curated record. The transcript is spliced from 2 exons.